Molecule: messenger RNA, 6631 nt
Organism: Manacus vitellinus (golden-collared manakin)
Lineage: Eukaryota; Metazoa; Chordata; Aves; Passeriformes; Pipridae
Gene: SPIRE1
Product: spire type actin nucleation factor 1
Biological process (GO): establishment of meiotic spindle localization; cleavage furrow formation; actin nucleation
Cellular component (GO): cell cortex; cytoplasmic vesicle membrane
Molecular function (GO): actin binding
Source: RefSeq, a predicted model, not a curated record
AUGGAGCCCCAGCCCGGCGCCUCCCGCCCUGCCGCGCGAAGAGGAGGAGGACGCGGCGGGUCCGGCGGGCAGCGGAGGCGCUGUCGUGGAGGAGAUCCUGCGGCUCUACAACAGCCCAUCAACGAGGAGCAGGCGUGGGCCGUAUACCAGUGCUGCGCCUCGCUGCGCGCCCGCGCCCGCCGCGGAGAGACCCCCGCCGGCAGGCCGGGGGCGGCGGCCGCGCACCUCCGCGUCUGGCGGGACGGCGCCGUCACCCUGGAGCAGGACGAGCACCGGCCGCCCCCGCCCGCCGCAGGUAAAUCAGGCCAUUUACACUGCACAGAAAUGGAGGUUAUUGAAUCACUGGGGAUUAUUAUAUAUAAAGCCCUUGACUAUGGUUUGAAGGACAAUGAAGAGCGGGAAUUAAGUCCUCCACUGGAGCAGCUUAUUGACUACAUGACUAAUACUACAGAAACAGAUGGGAGUAGGGAUGAAGGAUAUGAUGCUCUGGAUGAAGGAGUGGAGGAUGACAAUGAGGACGACAAAGAGGAAAUUGAGGCCAUUCAUUCCUAUAAAGAUGUCAUGAAGCUGUGUGCUGCCCACCUGCCAACCCGAUCAGAGGCUCCAAACCACUAUCAAGCAGUAUGUCGGGCUCUGUUUGCUGAAACAAUGGAACUGUACACUUUCUUGGCCAAAAUUAAAAGUGCAAAAGAGAACCUAAAGAAGAUUCAGGAAAUGGACAAAGAGGGAAGUGAUGAAUCCAGCACAGAUCUUGAUGACUUAAAAAAUGCUGACUGGGCUCGUUUUUGGGUGCAAGUGAUGCGAGAUUUACGGAAUGGUGUUAAACUUAAGAAAGUUCAAGAGCGUCAGUACAACCCACUCCCAAUAGAAUAUCAGCUCACACCCUAUGAGAUGCUGAUGGAUGAUAUUAGAUCCAAACGCUACACCUUAAGGAAGGUCAUGGUCAACGGUGACAUCCCACCCCGAUUAAAAAAGAGUGCCCAUGAAAUAAUCCUGGAUUUCAUCCGAUCGCGACCUCCAUUAAAUCCUGCCUCGGCAAGGAAACUGAAACCAACCCCACCACGGCCACGCAGCCUUCAUGAAAGGAUACUGGAGGAAAUCAAGGCGGAGAGGAAGUUACGUCCAGUCUCACCUGAUGAGAUAAGGCGUAGCAGGCUGGAUGUGCCAACGCCAGAGGCUGGAAGAAAAGUAGUGGAUGCCUCUGUAGUGAACGGUGGCCUGGCACCACAAGGAAAGCAGAAUGGGACCACACAAGUCACAGUACAACGCAAGAGACUCCUUAAAGCUCCCACAUUGGCUGAACUUGACAGCUCAGAUUCAGAGGAGGAAUCAGUGCACAAGUCAGGAAGUAGCAGCAGCAUCUCCCCCUCACAAGUGGAAGACCCCUCUCAAGAAGGCACCAGCAGCAGGAAGAUGCCUCCGAAGUUCUUGCCCAUAUCGUCUACACCACAGCCUGAGAGACGGCAACCACCUCAGAGACGACACUCCAUUGAAAAGGAAACACCAACCAAUGUGAGACAGUUCCUACCCCCUUCAAAACAGAGCUCCAGGUCACUUGAGGAGUUCUGUUACCCAGUGGAAUGUCUGGCUCUGACAGUGGAGGAGGUCAUGCACAUCCGUCAGGUGCUGGUGAAGGCAGAGCUGGAAAAGUACCAGCAAUAUAAAGAUGUCUACACUGCUCUCAAGAAAGGAAAGCUCUGCUUUUGCUGUCGAACAAGAAGGUUUUCUUUCUUUACCUGGUCUUACACUUGUCAGUUCUGUAAGAGGCCUGUAUGCUCACAGUGUUGCAAAAAAAUGCGGUUGCCAUCAAAGCCAUACUCUACUCUCCCCAUCUUCUCACUGGGACCUUCAACCUUGCAAAGAGGAGAAAGCUUUAUGAGGCCAGAGAAGCCCUCUACCAGUCACCACCAUUCGCUGCGGAGCAGGUUGACCUCAAGGUCCAAGUCUGUGGAUAAGUCACAUGAAGAGUUUCCCAAAGAAUUAAUGGAGGACUGGAGCACAAUGGAGGUUUGCGUGGACUGCAAGAAGUUUAUUUCAGAAAUCAUCAGUUCAAGCCGGCGCAGCCUAUCUCUGGCCAACAAGCGAGCCAGAUUAAAAAGGAAAACGCAGUCCUUCUACAUGUCAUCCCCGGGAACCUCCGACUACUGCCCUUCCGAAAGGACUAUCAAUGAGAUCUGAGCCGUGUGCCUUUUUCUUUGCUUUUGUCUUCAUGAGGUCAUCAUCCAUGGGCAAGGUCACUGAAAACAGAUUAUCAAUUCCCUUGCUUCGUUUCACUCGGCUGGCUUGGAUUUGCAUUAGGUCACAGGAUUUCCUACUCCAGCGGUUCCCGGAGACACAGGACGCUGUGUUUAGAUCUGUGCAGAAUGAUGCAAUGGGUCAGCUGCUCGCACUGGAAGAAAAUCAAUAGUUUGAAAUUGUUGCCUCUUUUGUACGUGUGCGUCGAAACUAGAAAGCCUUUUCUUGCUUUCAGUCUUUUUUUAACCAUGCUUUGAAUCAUUUUUCAGGAGACGAGAUGAAAACGUGUGUUCAGUGGGGAACCAAACCUAACCAAGUGUCAGUGUUAGCACAGUAGCAAACAGUAAGUCAUACGGGCGCUACCACCCUCGUUGUGCUCACGUCCUAGCUGAAACAGCAGAGGGUUGUAUCGCACACCAGACACCGAGUGUGAGCGGCUCUGGGUAAAACCAUCUUCCUUGGAACCGUUUCAGUUGCUCUGAGAUCAGGGUUCAGCACAGGGCUCUACAGUGUCUGUGUCCUGGGGCAAAGCAGGCGACAAAGCUCUUCACCCGUGUGGUUGGCCAUACCCCCGAGCUGCUGUAACUUUUUAAGCCUUAGUGUACUUCUAAGUGUCUCCUGAGCAGGUUUUAGUAGUUUACUUUCUAUCUUGAAUGUAUGAUAAUGACUACUAGUAGCAGUGAAUUUUAGUAGUAGAGAGAGUUGUACAGUUUAUGAGGAGGACAGGAAAUAAGGGAGGCUUCUAAUUUUAACUGAAUACCUGUAAAGUUGUUCUUGUGGUUACUCAGAGAAAACAGUGAGUAAGGUGUAAAUUUGUAUUAUAAUGGAGCACACGGAUACUGCUAUAGUUCUGUCUGACAGCAUAUCCACUAGUAACCCCAUUUUUUCUGGGGUUUAUAACUUGGCUGUAAAAAUUCAUGUUCUGCUGAAAUUUGGGACAGUGCUGUCUCAGAUUGGGAGCGACCUCUUUUUUCCUUUAAUCUUUUCUUUUUCAUUCUUUUCCCCUUUCUAAUUCACUCACAGAACCGUGCUAGACUAGUUGUUUAGAAGUUCCAACAAUGUUACAUCAGCUGACAUCUCGUGCUUUUUUGUACUUUUUUUUAUAUUCAAAUUACUUUUUUUUUUUUUAAUUCAUGCAUAGCCAGGGUUUAGUCAAUAAUUUGGGGCCAGAGCUUUUUGGUAUUUAAAACAAGCUAACAUAGCCAAGUUAUUGAUACUUGAAAAUCAACUACUGUAACUUUUUCAUAAAUUUUUAAUACCCUGGGACAUAUUUAAUAUCUAUAUAGCAGUGUAUUAUAGAAUGACAUAGCAGCAAAGUGUCAGAUCUAUUUAUUAACAUUUCUAUACUUCAGAUUAAUGAGAGAUACCUCAGAACUGCUCCAAAGUAGCUGGGACUAUAUUUCUAUAACAUGAUUUUAAAAAUAUAUUGAUCAAAACAGAUUCCCCUGUCCACAAAGCCCAAGAGGCAGACUGCCCCUCCAGCCCUGGCAAGGCACAGUGCUGAGGUUGGGAGGCACCAAGGCUGGUCGGCUCCAGUGUGGUAGCUGGGCUGCUGCCUCACUGCGGGAGCCUCCUGCUGCCCAGGGGAGCAAGGCUUCCCCUUCGGAGUCUCUGUGCGUGUCCCAUUGCAGCCUUAGGAGCAGCCGGCCAUGUCAUCUCUUCUAAGCUGAUUUGAAAAGCACAUGCUCUGUAAACCUUCCCAGGGACUCUUCCAUCCCUAUUUUUCGUUAAACACCCCCUUGGAAAAUGAGAAUUUUUGCAUAUGUAGGGCUUAUUGGAAUAGUUUCUAAUUUUUUCUGAACCAAUGCAAACAGGAAAAGCAGGGCUCAGUGCUAACUCUCCCUCAUAGCUGUCCCAUGUAAAGUCAGGUGUCAUGGCCCUCUCCUCGGGAUACCUCUGGAAAAAUGUCUUGCAUGUUAAAGCACCUAAAGUACUGGCAUGAGAUAAGUAUGUAGGAUUGCAGAAAGUGAGCAGCAGAGACGGGCUGAUGGGAAAGGUUCUGCUGUUGCUUGAAGGGUCUCCUGUCUUCAGUCACAUCAGCACUUUUUCUUGUUUCUGUGCCAAAACCAGGCAGUGUGUUGGCUGCACAGUGCAUCAGGGAAACUAGACUGAAAGAAAUGCAGGAAAUCUCCCUUUGCAUCUACGCUGUUGUUGUUGUCAUAAUUUUCUCAUGGAAAUCCUCUGGCCACCGUCACUCAGACCUCUGCUCACAGUCCUCUUCUCUGCUGUCCUCAAGCCACUGAGGUGCAGAGUAUCCAGCAUGUUUAUCUUCCUCUUUGAGAGGAAUUUAGGAUGUUGUAGAGCAGGCAAGAUGAAGGACUAAGUAAAUCCUGAGUGUGCAAAGGGAAAUGAGUCCUUCAUGCCUGUGCCCCCCUCCACCUUGGCAGUGUUCAGGGGUGGCUCUGGGGCAGCAGCAGAGCCUUGCAAUUGUGCCUUUCCGGGCUGCCCAGCAGUCCUUGGCUCAGGCUGGGCUCAGCUAUGCUGGGCAGGGCACAGACACUGAACCACAACGCAGUGGUUGUACAAACUGCUCCCUGUUGCUCACACAGCGCUGCCAUGCCUGGAUAACCUCCCUUUUUCCCUGGAAAAAACCCUCCAGGCUGCUGACAGACUCUGUGGCAGACUCCAGAAAACAUGGUGUGGAGGGCUGCCUCUCCCCUUGCCUCCCAUCCCUUCCUCCCUGGCACAAUUGCCCGCAUUAUCCCGGCAUUUCAUUCCGCAAAAGGAAAAGCGGGGGGUUGGUUUGUCACACAAAGCCUGAAGGAGCUCAGCUCCCUGGUUGCCUGGCUCUGCGGAGUGGGCUAUUUUUAGCUUUCCAUCUCGCUGCUUGCGCGAGCAUCCCAAAUCUACUGCAGCCAUUUGCCUGCACACCCCGCGGUGCUGCCCAGCAUGUCCUACUUACGGUCUGAACUUCACAGUAGCAUCAGAGGAUGAAAACAGAAGCUUGUAAAUAUCUGUAAUAUAUUUAUUAAUAUUUAGGAAAUCUCCAUCAAUCAUGCAGUGGGAAUUGACUUUCCUAUGUUGUUUUAAAAAAGGAAACGAGUCUUAUUUAUAUGUGUGUUGGCUGUUAUCUUUUAUUAGAGUUGAUGCUUUCAGCCCCCUAAUGCAGUUUGCACUCAAGAGGCAUCCUGGAGUGAAUCACUGCUGAAACGAAUGCAGAACUAGCACAGUGAGCUCCCUUCCAUGAAUUUUUAAAUUAUUUUCAUUUUUUUAGCUUUAUUAGUAUGCCCAAGGUUUGUUUAAAUACGUCAUAGGAGACCCAAGGAGCUAAAAAUGCCUCUGGCAGCAUCAGUCUUGUUUUGUACGUGAACCUGGUUGUGGGGAAUGCAAAACCAGCUCUGCCUCACGGAGGCGAUGGAGGACGUGAGCAGGCCUUUGCUGCAGCUCUCAGACCUGAUCUUUCAAGUGUUCAUGGUGACAGUAGUGUUUUGGGAGGUUGUUGUGUUUUUUUCUCUUUCCCCAUUACUUCCUUUAUACAUGGAGGAGUGUUACCUGGUGAAAAUAAAAUGCCUUUCCAUUAUAACCUUUGUCUGUGUUAAUUAUUCACGUGGAAGCUGAUUUAAAGGUUCUGUCUCUCUCUUUUUCGCGCUUUUAUAAUUUUGUAAAAUGUCAUGUUUCUUUUGGCAAAGAAUUGUUAAUGAAAAUGAUUGCAUAACAGCUGAACACUGGCUGGGCUGCAUGAAGGGAUGGAAACAUGUCAAGUACCCUUAGAAUAGCAAUAAAACUGCUUGUGUAACCCCAGUGAUGUGAUUUAGCUCCUAGUCAUCAUUUCCAGCCAAAUCCCUCUGUUACCAGUGUGCUGCUUCUUCCAACACUGGCAGGCUGUACCUGAGGCAGCGUGCUUGGCCUGCAUGUGGUACAGGCUUUGGGAGAUCUCCAUCCCUCCCUCAUCAUUGGGAGAGAAAUGGUGGCAGUCUUUUGGAAGAGUUUUUGAUGGAUUGGUUUGUUUUUAAACCAGAAGUGGAGACAUUUUUAUCACAACUAUUACAUUGUCCUCUCCCAAGCUUCCCUCUUUCCCCAGGCAAGUUCAGCAUCAAUCCCCUGGUUAAUACUUACUGGCUGCAUGCUCUAUAGGUUAAAACUAAUUUAGAAGCUCCAGCUUUAAGCUCCUGAUUGCUACCUUCAUGCUUUACCUCAUCUAGCAGCUCUGUACACCAUUUAGGAAUGUCUUUCUUACGAGCUCAGUCUCAUCUGUGAAACAGUGACAGCACACAGGCAUGAGGGAACGGUGCUGCAACUGGUGCUACAGCAUAUAGAUUAUGUUCAUGUUAUCAGAAAAUUUUAUACUAUUACCAUGUUCAUAACUUGAGCUGCUCUGGUUUAUUUCCUCUUUUGUAUGUGUGUACCUUAAGGCCAAUCUGAGAAUGUUUAUGAAUAAUGAUUCCAGCUAUAAAAA